AUGGUCCGCCAAACAACCUGGAUACUCCCCCUCCUACUCCUCCAGGCCCUCCCCUUCGCCGUGACGCGUCCUACAGCCGUGAACGUGGACGUGCAAGUGCCUGAUGCAGACGCCUGUGCCGAUGGUCAGGACUGUACUAUGAACAUCCACGGCGGAAAGGAUGACGAUGAUGAUGAUGAUGACGAUAUCACAGACCAAGUCCGUCAUAAACAUCAUCAUAAAGACCAGGGUGAUGAUGAUGAUGAUGAUGACGAUGGAGACUGGGAUAGUGAUAGUGAUAGCGACAGCGAUAGUGACGAUGACUCUGACUCCGAUUCUGAUUCUGAUUCAGAUGAAGAAGAUGACCACCACCACGGCAACGGCUGCGACAACGACAACGACAACGACAACGACAACGACAACGACGUGCAGACCAUCACCGUCACGACCAUCGAGCCUGGCCCAACCCAAGUAAUCACCGUAACCACCACAACCACCGAAUCCAACACAGCCGGCCUGAUCCCUCCACCAACCGACUGUCCAGUCACAACAACAGCAACAACAACAGAAACAGCAACAAUCUCAAUCCCCGGCCCAGCCAUCACCUCGACCACAACCGCAACAGCAACAGCAACAGUGACAGAAACCGAAUCGGACAUCAUCACCGCCACUAUCACCGAUACAUCCACUAUCACUCAACCCCCAGUGACCACUACAGAGACUGCCACAUCAAUCUCCACAACAACAGAUACCAUCUCCUUCACCAUCACCGACACAGACACGAUCAUUAUCCCGGGACCGACUAUUACCGAGACGGAUGUUUUGACUGCUACUGCUACUGUUACCAUCACAGAAACAGAAACAGAUACCGAUACUGUAACCCUCCCUGCAUCUACAUCUACAAUCACCCUCCCUGCCUCUACAUCUACAGUGACAGCAACAGCAACAGUCACCACAACAGACACAACAACCUGCCCCACCGAUACCCCCGGCGGUGACGACAACAACACCACCGGAGGUACCGACUACGGGCAAUGUUCCGACCCCAGCAUCUCCUGGCAAUACGGCCUGGACGGCCGAACCGAAUGGAGUUUCAUCACGAACAACCAAGUGGAUUUCGGGCAUGGGAGUUCCACUACCAUCGAUACUUUGAUGAACUUUGUGUGUAAUCGGUUGAUUAGUCCGUGUAAUGCGCCCCAGGAGACGAUUGAUGCGUGCUAUGCGGCUGAGGAUCAGGUCAAUAGUAGUGGGCUUGUUGGGGAGGAUGCGGCGGAUUUGUGGAAUGAGUUGAUGGCUUAG
Molecule: messenger RNA, 1278 nt
Organism: Aspergillus luchuensis
Lineage: Eukaryota; Fungi; Ascomycota; Eurotiomycetes; Eurotiales; Aspergillaceae
Exons: 2
Coding region: 1-1278 (425 amino acids)
Source: RefSeq, a predicted model, not a curated record